This is a messenger RNA of Exophiala viscosa, 925 nucleotides long. RefSeq names its product 4-carboxymuconolactone decarboxylase. NCBI's taxonomy places the organism in Eukaryota, Fungi, Ascomycota, Eurotiomycetes, Chaetothyriales, Herpotrichiellaceae. The record is from RefSeq and is a predicted model, not a curated record. Bases 158 to 580 code for a protein of 140 amino acids. The transcript has a single exon. Gene Ontology annotation, molecular function: peroxiredoxin activity.
GGCCAGGAUCUACAAGAAACUCUGAUUAAGAAGCAUUGUAUCCUGUGCUUCAAAGCUUCUGUAUUUAUACACAUUAGACUGUCAGUGGGGCUUUCCCGACCAUAUAUUCAUUCUCAGAUAUCUAGCCUCUUAUCGCACGUUGGCGUAAGCAGCACCCAUGGCCAGCAACGAUGACAAGGUGGCGGACGCCCACAAGACGCUUUAUGAACAGGGUCUGCAGAUUCGCAGCGAGGUGACGGGCGCUGAACACGUCCAGCGUUCUUUACAAAAUGGAUCAUCAGACUUUGCUAGGCCAAUGCAAGAACUCGCCACAGAGAUGGGCUGGGGAAGCAUCUGGACUCGACCAGGGCUGGAACGAAAGACACGGAGUCUGCUGAACAUCGCCAUGCUCUGUGCAUUGAAUAGAAUGACCGAGCUUGCAGUACAUGUUCGAGGUGCAGUCAACAACGGUGUGACUGAACUCGAGAUUCGGGAGACUUUGAUGCAAGUUGCAGCUUACUGUGGAUUGCCCGCAGGGCUCGAAGGCGUCCGAGUUGCUCAGAAGGUGCUGGAGUCAAUUCGUGAAGAAAGCAAGACUUGAUAGGGAACAUGCGAGUCAGGUUGUGUUGGUAGAAAUUCGUAGUCAAUCAUGGCUCAAACACCACACCGACGUGUCUUCUCUUUAGGGCCUCCGCACUUCAUUUGUCGAUGUGCACAGAUCAAGACAUGUGAGUACCAUGACCUGGAGGAAUGCUUCCCAGGAUGCUCCCAGAAGUACUUCUGUGAGCAGGGUAAGAAUUGACUACCUACCUACCAGUAGGUGAAGGCCGGAUCGAUCCUUGGGAUGGUCAAGCAGCAUCUCAUACGUGGUAAUGACUUGUAGACAUCUGGAAUUGAUUAGAGACCUCGCUCGCAUUGCUCCUAUGUAUAUAUAGAAUGAUCUUCG